Messenger RNA from Pan troglodytes (chimpanzee), 3935 nucleotides. RefSeq names its product transmembrane protein 209 (gene TMEM209). NCBI's taxonomy places the organism in Eukaryota, Metazoa, Chordata, Mammalia, Primates, Hominidae. Gene Ontology annotation, cellular component: membrane. The record is from RefSeq and is a predicted model, not a curated record. Bases 509 to 2194 code for a protein of 561 amino acids. The transcript has 16 exons.
AGGCCCUGGGUUUCUGGCCGUGGACUCUAACGCGUCAUCUCCUCCAGGAAGCUCGCGAGAGCUGGGGCUGGGCUGGACGCGCCUCCUUGGGGAGCACUGCAUGCGCCUCCUUGGGGAGCACUGCAUGCGCCUCCUUGGGGAGCACUGCAUGCGCCUCCUUGGGGAGCACUGCAUCCACCUCACCUGCCACCGAAAUGCAUCUGUGGACCUCCGCUGGGGUUGAGCUCCUCUGGGUAGUAACCAGGAAGGUCUUAUUUUCUAUAUCCGUGCGCCUGGCUCAGCGGCACACUUCUUUCUCCCGCAGCUGAGUGGGAGCCGCAAAACCGAGACCUGUUUCCCUGGUAACGCUCCGAGCGCCUGGGCCUGCGACCCCUCCCUUUCUCGCGAGAAGAGACUGCCCCGUUCUUCCGGUAACUUUAGAGCCGCUUGCCGGUGGCCUCCCGCUUGAGCUUGGCUUUGCGCAUGCCCAGAGAGAGUGGCGCGAGCCUGCGCUUUCCGGCCAGAGGACAUGAUGCAGGGGGAGGCACACCCUAGUGCUUCCCUUAUUGACAGAACCAUCAAGAUGAGAAAAGAAACAGAGGCUAGGAAAGUGGUCUUAGCCUGGGGACUCCUAAAUGUAUCUAUGGCUGGAAUGAUAUAUACUGAAAUGACUGGAAAAUUGAUUAGUUCAUACUACAAUGUGACAUACUGGCCCCUCUGGUAUAUUGAGCUUGCCCUUGCAUCUCUCUUCAGCCUUAAUGCCUUAUUUGAUUUUUGGAGAUAUUUCAAAUAUACUGUGGCACCAACAAGUCUGGUUGUUAGUCCUGGACAGCAAACACUUUUAGGGUUGAAAACAGCUGUUGUACAGACUACGCCUCCGCAUGAUCUGGCAGCAACCCAAAUCCCUCCCGCUCCACCUUCCCCUUCAAUUCAGGGUCAGAGUGUGUUGAGUUAUAGCCCUUCUCGUUCGCCCAGUACCAGUCCCAAGUUCACCACCAGCUGUAUGACUGGUUACAGCCCUCAGCUGCAAGGUCUGUCCUCAGGUGGCAGUGGUUCUUAUAGCCCUGGAGUGACCUACUCGCCCGUCAGUGGUUAUAAUAAGUUGGCGAGCUUUAGCCCCUCUCCUCCUUCUCCGUACCCUACCACUGUUGGACCAGUGGAGAGCAGUGGAUUGAGAUCUCGCUACCGUUCUUCACCUACCGUCUACAACUCACCUACUGACAAAGAAGACUACAUGACCGACCUACGAACUUUGGAUACUUUUCUCAGAAGUGAAGAGGAGAAACAGCAUAGGGUUAAGCUAGGGAGCCCAGAUUCUACCUCUCCUUCCAGCAGUCCUACUUUCUGGAACUAUAGUCGUUCUAUGGGGGAUUAUGCACAAACUUUAAAGAAGUUUCAGUAUCAGCUUGCCUGUAGGUCUCAGGCCCCAUGUGCUAACAAAGAUGAAGCCGAUCUCAGCUCUAAACAAGCCGCAGAAGAGGUCUGGGCAAGGGUGGCUAUGAAUAGACAACUUCUUGAUCAUAUGGAUUCAUGGACAGCUAAAUUUAGAAAUUGGAUCAAUGAGACAAUAUUAGUGCCACUUGUUCAAGAGAUUGAGUCUGUCAGCACACAGAUGAGACGAAUGGGUUGUCCAGAGCUACAGAUAGGAGAGGCUAGUAUUACUAGCUUGAAACAAGCUGCCCUGGUUAAAGCGCCUCUCAUUCCGACUUUGAACACAAUCGUUCAGUAUCUAGACCUUACUCCAAAUCAGGAAUACUUGUUUGAAAGGAUCAAAGAACUCUCUCAGGGAGGUUGUAUGAGCUCAUUUCGAUGGAACAGAGGUGGCGACUUCAAAGGACGAAAGUGGGAUACAGACCUGCCCACCGAUUCUGCUAUCAUCAUGCAUGUAUUUUGCACCUACCUUGAUUCCAGAUUACCUCCGCAUCCGAAGUAUCCCGACGGAAAAACUUUUACUUCUCAGCACUUUGUUCAGACACCAAAUAAACCAGAUGUUACAAAUGAGAAUGUUUUUUGCAUUUAUCAGAGUGCUAUCAACCCUCCCCAUUAUGAGCUCAUCUACCAGAGUCAUGUAUACAACCUGCCAAAGGGCAGAAAUAAUAUGUUUCAUACAUUGUUGAUGUUUCUCUACAUCAUAAAGACCAAAGAGUCAGGAAUGCUUGGGAGAGUUAAUCUUGGUCUAUCUGGUGUGAAUAUAUUGUGGAUCUUUGGCGAGUAGCAAGUCAUAUAUUUAAUUCCGACAUUUAGACUAUUUCACUGAACCAGAAGUCGAAACUAAACAUCUCUGAGCCACUGACUCUUCUGAAAUAAAAUACACAUGGGUGUAUGUUACAGACUCUUUAGAUUUAACAGAAAAUGUAGCUGUUAUGAAAUGUAAUUGUAAAAAUAUGUCCCUUAUCUUCUGUAUCGAGACAUUGCCUUUAAUUUUAUAUCACUUUUCAGAAAUUUCAGUUGACUACCAAACUGCAACCCUUCGGAUUUUUAUUGACUCAAAAUAGUGCCAUUCCCCUUAAUGAAAUAGAUUUUGAGUCUUUUUUUUCAUUAUAACCCCCAAAUGAGAAUCAUCUACCUGAUUCUUGUACCAUAAAAAAAUUUUUUUCAGUCUUUUUUUUUUUUAGAGAGGGUCUCUGUCACGCAGACUGGAGUGCAGUGGCACGAUCUUAGCUCACUGCAACUUCUGCCUCCCAGGUUCAAGCAAUUCUCCUGCCUCAGCCUCCUGAGUAGCUGGGAUUACAGGCACGCACCACCACGCCCAGCUAAUUUUUGUAUUUUUAGUAGAGACAGGGUUUCACCAUGUUGGCCAGGCUGGUCCCGAACUCCUGACCUCAGGUGAUCCACCCACCUCGGCCUCCCAAAGUGCUGGGAUUAUAGGCGCGAGCCACUGCGCCCAGCCUCAGUUAUUUUAUUUAACAGUAUAAGUACUUAGAAAGUAAGAAAAUUGCUGAUUUAGUUUUUUUUUUUUUUUUUUUUAAUGUUUCCCCAGCAUUCUGCAAGUUAGGCCAAAGCCCACAUUCAAAGAAAUGAGAUUAACUCUUAAGUAAUGUAUUAAGUUUAUGUAUAUUUUAAAAUAUUAUUAAAGGAGGUUUGAAAGUAUUGACAUUUAAAAAGUCAACACUUAGAUUAAAUUUAGCUGGUAGUUUUAAUUUGGGUUUUAGUUAAGAGUGUGAGGACAUCAGGAAAACUGUUUACCACUUUGGUUUUAGCAGCUCAGUUUUACUAUUCCAUAAUAUGUUAUUUUUAAAGUUCUCUUUUUAAGAUCACAGUGAUAUCCUGUCUGUUUAAAUUUUUUAAAUAUGUUCAAAAUAUCUGGAGGGUGAGAAGUUACCAAGUUUGUAUGUUUUGUUUGACUCACCAUCUUUAUUUUCUGUAUAUAUAUGUAGUAGCUGGCAAUUGCGUGUAUUUUCUUGAUUAACAUAUUAGAGACUGCUUCCAUCAUCUUAUGUAAACCUGGAAACAGCUGAAACUAGUCUUUUCUGAAGAACUGUUUAUCAGUAUUAGAUGUGCAUCCCAUUUUGUCAUUCCCUCAGACUUUGAAUACAGUCAUUACUCUGGAAGAGAAAUGUAAGUAUUUUUUUUGUUAUCUGCAGUAUGGUUUAACAUGUAUUAAUAAUACACAUAUGCAGACUCACUAAAGUAUCCCCAGUAAUUAGUAAAUUCCAAAUUUAAGUCAGUACAGUUCUGUAUUUGUAAAUUCUGUCUUUCAAAAAGUUGUUCGUGUUUUUAAAAGUUGAUGUCCAAAGGAAAGGAGCUUCUUUUAAGUACUUUUGGUGUAUGUUAAAUAUUUAUUUGCUAUGAUAUUCUAGAAGAAAAUAUCAAACAUGUUAAAUAUAAGAACAUGUUAAAAUUUAAAUUUGCUAUUUCAAAAGUUACUGAAGAUGUCUUGGAAUAACAAUUGUCAUGCUGUUAAACUAGUUGCAUAUACUUCAUUAAAAGCACCGUGGAGAAACAUUUCAACAAUG